Molecule: messenger RNA, 2549 nt
Organism: Dunckerocampus dactyliophorus (ringed pipefish)
Lineage: Eukaryota; Metazoa; Chordata; Actinopteri; Syngnathiformes; Syngnathidae
Exons: 5
Coding region: 59-889 (276 amino acids)
Biological process (GO): generation of catalytic spliceosome for second transesterification step
Source: RefSeq, a predicted model, not a curated record
CAUCACGUGACUUUGUUUACUUCCGCCGUCUUGUCCCGGACGAGUGCUUUCUGUCCACAUGGCUAGAAACGAAGAAAAGCAACACGGGAAGUUAAACAGACUUUGGCUUCAGAAAGAGAGAGAAGAAGGCCGACUAAAAGAUGUCCGGGAGCAGAGACCCAAGCUGUCUACACUUAAUUCAGCGUCCUCUGUGAAAAAGUGGAUCCCCAGCAUCAUGAAAGAAAUGGAGUAUUACCUGCAGCAAUCCCAGCUUACUCAUUACCCUGAGAGGAAGAUAGCUGAGUUCCAGCUGAACAUCGAGGCCUUGGAAAAGGAGUACAAGCGCUUCAUUACCAAGCUCAGAGUACUUGACCCCACCUGUAAGCACAAGCCGUGGACCCCCAGGGCCUACUGUAAAAGGAGAGCGGCGAAAGAAGAGUCGACAACAAGCAUUGUGAAGAAGUCUCGGCUUUGUGAGACUGACAGCUGCCAGAUUCUAGGUGAGGCUGCCCCUAGUAGAACCUCAACCCGACUGGUCAACCACCUGGAGAGCAGUUCCAUCCCAACUUCAGGAUGCAAAGAGGAAGCCGCUUCUGAAGACCAAGACCAGCCACUCUCCUUCGACCACACCCGCCUGGCGAUGGCCUCUGCUGCCUUUAGAGGCGCGUUGGACCAGCGAGGCUUCUCUCAGACGCAGAACCUAGCAAGGAUGUUGCAGCUUACUCUGCCAAACCUCGGUAAUUCUGCCAUAGUUCCGGCACCGGGGAGAGGCAGUGACAUGGCAGCAGAUGUUGGACAGAAAGAUGCAGUGGAAGAACGGAGGACAUCAUGCGGAAUAUCUCAAGACAAGACGGGUCAUGUCCUCGGACUUGAUUGUUACGCUUCUUCUGGAGACGAGUCAGACACGUGAUGCAAAAGUGACUGUUUAAUAAUGUUCUGACAGUAAUAGUCUGUUUAUGAGCACCAAACGUGAAAAAAAUCUUUAAAAUCUCCCUCACUUGUUUGCUCUGCUUUUGAGACAAGAAUCACUUAAACACUUGCUUUUGAAGUUGCGGCUUUUCGAAACGUCAUGACACCACCUGUAACCCGCCCCCAGCUUCAUGGAGGACAGCAUGGUAAAAAUCCAAAACAAAGUAACAGGCUUCACAACACAUCUUAAAAUGCAGCCUGGCGCUCUGCCAACUGGCCGUCAAUCAGCUACAGAUGUGAGAGCUGUAAGUUUGAUGAUUUUAUUUUUUUUUUUAGCAAAUAGUCUAACCUCGCGUGAUGUUGCUUUUCAAACGUGAGUGUUAGCACUAUAGCUCACAUAGCUAUGCUAGUGUUACUAAUGUUUGUGCCCUCCUGUCCUACUUCUUCAUAUUACGUUGUUGUAUGGGCAUAUGACCUCUAUUACAUCGACGAGUGCAGCGUUAUAGUGUAUAUGUAAAAAGUGGAUGAAGUGCACAAUAGCACUUUUGGAGACACACUCUGUUGGACAAACACAGCUCAUUAGCAUUGAAGCUACAGACCUGCAAAAUGGAGAACUCUAAAUUUUAGCAUCAAGUUUAGACUUUGACAACACACUCCCAGUACACAACUGUGGUACCCGCCUGUCACAGCUGAUUACUCGGGGUAUCACAAGACAAUAUUGGGUCCAUGAGAACAUUAUUUUUAAGAAAAGUACAAAAAAAAGCUAUUAUACUUUAUUAUUGUUGUUGUGAUUGUUAUUACAAUUGCUUUUGUUUGUAUUUUUUGGUGGUGUAUUUGUGUGUCUUCUCUUUUCGACUGUUUUGUGCGUAUUUUUGUGAGUUGGACUGGGGUGGUGCUGGGGCUGUUUCCUUUUUAUAUCUUUUAUUAAUUAAAUAAUUUAAAAAUAAAAGUACAAUGAAACAGUCCUUAUCUGGUCCCUCCACUAUAGUUGAUGAUAAAAAACUAACCACUUUAUAUCUUAAUUAUAUACAGUAUACACUCAUCCAUUGCUACAUCGCAGCUCAAACAUCUAUCGGUUUUCCAAAAAAUAAAUGAUUAGCCUUACGUGGUUGACUACAGCCCAUUAUUAGUCAUUGCUCGGUCAAAUUUGUCUUUUUUUGAGAAUACAUUGUUAAAAACUAAGCAUCACAUGACUGUACAUGUAUUCAUCAAGUAUUGGAGUAUCACAAUUCUUAAGACAAUUAUGAUGGUAAAAAUGCAUGUCUUCUGAUAUAAACCUCUGAUACAAAUGUGAUGCAAAAUUGACUUGUUUGAUACCUCCGUCCAUCUUCUAUGCCACUUAUCCUCAUUAGGGUAUGUGACAUAUUUAUGACAUGCAUAAUAAGAUGCUAGGUGGUUGUACUGUGUAAAUAAUUGAUCAUUUUAGUGGACAACAAAGAGACAUCACUACUUAAACAAUUGUAAUGAGAGAAGACCAGCGAGACCACUGGUGUGUAACAACUAUUGUUCCUAAGCUGCAACUGUGUUUAGUAUUGAGUAGUAAUUCAAAGCUACUCCUCCUUGAUUCAAGGUUAUCAACCUCACCUGACAAGCUCCUGUAAAUAGUUGAAGUGUUAAAUAAAACAAGAAAAUCUACUGGAGUUGACUUGACAAAGCGUCCU